GCUUCUAGUAUUAAAUUGUUUAGACAAUUCGGAUCGUUGACCAACAAUAACCAUUUUAUUUUUUUGGCAUAAACGAAUUUGUUUUGCACACUAUAGAGUUCGGUAAUUGCAAACUGUCUACACUCUACAUUGUCCACGGAUAAUGUUCAACAACUAAAAAUCGUAUCCUUUUAGUUGGUAUUUAUAUUUAUUUCACCAGCUAUAACACAUACGAUAUUUUGUUGUGGUACUUGGUAUGGCAGACCGUGGGUAUUGGAAACUGUCAAACCCAUUCAUAGGUAUAGUCAAUAGGGUAUAUGGUCCCGUUGUGUUCACCUGCUUAUUUGUUUGUAUUGUUCAUAAUUUCUAUGACCUGCAAGAGUGUAUUGUGUAGACAGGUAGUUUUUGGAAAAACUGCCCGAUCUCCACGGAGCUGCAGCCUGCAGAUGACGAAUAGGAUAUGUUGAAAUCAAUAAAAGUAACAAUGCCACAAAAUAGAAAAAUAAUAACAAAACAAUACAUUUUGAUAAGAGUGACACUGAUAAAACAGCCGAAAGCGGAAAGAUGAAGUACUAUAGUAUAGAGUAUAGACUAUAAAUCGUAAUUCAUCGGCCGUGGACUCAACAUUUUAAUGUUAUGUGAAUUAAUUCAAUUAAAUGUACAAAUUAAAACAGUUUAGUUAUUAUGAUUUAUAAUGUUAUUACUAAUGGUAUAAUUUUAUCGAAUUGUCAUUUUAUUACAUUUAAUAACUUGUAGUAUAUAAAUAAUGUUAGUACCCAAACAGUAAUUUAGCUAGACAGAAUGUGUCAACGUUUGUCAAAUUUUUCGAGUGGGAUUUUACAGGUGUAAUUAAAGCCUAAAUUGGCAUACAAAUAAAAAUAUGUUUACGAGAAUACACCAUUUCAAUGCACUAGUCUUAUUAUUAUUUGUACUUUGCUUGCUUUAUAUCUAUCGAUUGCAAAACCAACUUCAACAAAGCUUUGUUAAUCCCAGUUAUUCAGUUAUUACAAAUGAAAUUUCAAAAAGUUCUAACAAAAAUCAACAGAAUAAAUUUGAGGACGAUGUUAUUGUAAUUUACAAUCGAGUACCUAAAACAGGAUCUACUAGUUUUGUCAAUAUAGCUUAUGAUCUCUACAAAAAGAACAACUUUCAUGUACUGCACGUGAAUAUUACAGGGAAUGCUCAUGUUCUUUCAAUUUCUGAACAGUUAAGAUUCAUAAGAAAUACUACUAGGUGGCUCGGAAGAAAACCAGCAUUGUAUCAUGGUCAUUUUGGAUUUAUAGAUUUUCAAAAGUAUGGUGCUACUCUACCGCCUUUCUAUAUUAACAUAAUUCGUAAACCAUUAGACAGGUUGAUAUCAUAUUAUUAUUUCCUGCGCUAUGGUGAUAAUUACAGACCGCAUUUAGUACGAAAAAAACAUGGAGACACAAUGACCUUUGAUGAAUGUGUGGAGCAUAAAGGAUCUGACUGCCAGCCCAAUCUCUUAUGGUUACAAAUCCCAUUUUUGUGUGGACAAUCUGCAAGGAUUCCAGGAAAUGUAUGGGCACUAGAAGAAGCAAAACGAAAUGUCGUGUCAAAGUAUCUACUUGUAGGUGUCACUGAACAUUUGCCAGAUUUUAUUGAAGUUUUGGAAACCGUCUUACCAAAUAUGUUUCGAAACGCUUCUAAUCAUUUCAAAUACAGUGCUAAAUCACAUUUGAGAAAAACUGUAAAAAAAUUCAAGCCAUCUUUUCGCACUGUAAGCAUUUUUAAAAACUCUACAAUUUGGCAAAUGGAAAAUGAAUUGUAUAAAUUUGUAUAUGAACAUUUUCAAUUCAUUAGACAGCAUACACUUCCGGAUCCUUCAAAGGGUUUAUCAAAAUUUAGAUAUGAAAAAAUUUACCCCAAGCCCAACUGACUGUGAUUUAGAAAAUAUGUUUACUUUUCUUCAAAUAAUAUAAAUGAUUAAAACUUUUAAUAUACAAAAAUAAUGUGUUUUUUCGUUUAAGAAUUGUAUAAUAUAAUAUGAGUGUAAUAUUUCACUAUUCGGUACCUGUAAUUUAAUUUUUAAAUAUUAUUUUGUAUUGACAUUUUUUUAAAUAAAUUUAGAUCUGUCGACAGAAAU
Messenger RNA from Adelges cooleyi (spruce gall adelgid), 2083 nucleotides. It is a transcript of the gene Hs2st, whose product is annotated as heparin sulfate O-sulfotransferase. NCBI's taxonomy places the organism in Eukaryota, Metazoa, Arthropoda, Insecta, Hemiptera, Adelgidae. The coding region runs from base 860 to 1876 and encodes 338 amino acids. Gene Ontology annotation, molecular function: heparan sulfate 2-sulfotransferase activity. The transcript is spliced from 9 exons. Gene Ontology annotation, cellular component: membrane. The record is from RefSeq and is a predicted model, not a curated record.